UCUUAGGUUGGCAAUCUCAGAAGGUGAGCCUCCGCAGUUUCAAGAUUUGAUUUUUGGCGAAAGAUCCUCGCAAAUUUUAGGGUUUUAGAGAUGGGCAAGGACGCCAAGGCCGGAGGAAAAGGCAAGGGAAAAGCCGCAGCCGGCGCCGGCGGCGACGAGGGCGGCGGCUCUAAGGGAAAAGGAAAGUCCGGCAAGGGCGGAGCUUCCGAUGGGCUCGGCACCUGCACGUAUGUGAAGGCAAGGCACAUACUUUGUGAGAAGCAGGGCAAGAUCAACGAAGCCUACAAGAAGUUGCAGGACGGCUGGCUCGGAAACGGCGAUAAGGUCCCUCCGGCGGAGUUCGCUAAGUUGGCCGCCGAGUACUCCGAGUGUCCUUCAGGGAAGAAAGGCGGCGACCUCGGGUGGUUCCCUCGCGGGAAGAUGGCCGGCCCUUUUCAAGAGGUGGCCUUCAGCACUCCGAUUGGGGCUACCAGCGGUGCUUUCAAGUCCACGCAUGGCUACCACAUUAUCUUGUGUGAAGGCAGAAAGAAUUAAAAGUACCGGGAUUUCUGAUGGAGCAAGUCUAAAAGUUUGGUCAUGAGAAAGGUAUAUGUACUAGUUAGAUAUUGCCUACUGGGAAAUUAUAACAUCCUAUGGUGUGUAUUUUUUUUUUGUUGGGGGACCAGUGCAACAUGUUUGAAUAAUAACAUUAUAUAUAUUUAUGCCACCAAACAUGAUCAGUUCA
Messenger RNA from Rosa rugosa (rugosa rose), 724 nucleotides. RefSeq lists its product as uncharacterized. Gene Ontology annotation, biological process: rRNA processing. Gene Ontology annotation, molecular function: DNA binding; peptidyl-prolyl cis-trans isomerase activity. The coding region runs from base 91 to 534 and encodes 147 amino acids. The transcript is spliced from 2 exons. NCBI's taxonomy places the organism in Eukaryota, Viridiplantae, Streptophyta, Magnoliopsida, Rosales, Rosaceae. The record is from RefSeq and is a predicted model, not a curated record.